UUGCUCCCCACUUGACGGCCCACCUGAGCUUUCUCCGGUCUGGUAUAUCCCAGGGUUUGUCGAAUCCCAACCAAGGGGGUAAAAUGGGGUAACCCAGUGCCAGAUUGUUGCUCUGUCUGGCUGGCUUUUUUUUUCUUCCCCCGACCGCGUCCAAAAUAAAAUAAAAUAGAAAAAUAAUUAAAACCCAGACAAAAAUCCUCUUGCGGGUGCUUGGACCAUCCCAGGAUCUGUCAGGUUGGCCUGUUAUCUUCCGACAGUUUGCGCGUGGUUGGGCGGCUGCAGGGUUGAAUGAUUAAGUUAUCAUCCCUCCCUUUUCAACUUUAAACGGCAGCAUUCCGUCCCGCUGCUCCAAAACAUCUGCUUGCUUCCGACUUUAAUGCACCACCCCAUCAAUACCUUUCAGCACCUGGACUUGUCUACCUACCUAAACCUGCUGACGCCUACCAGUGCGCAGGAAGAGUCCUUACCUUAUCACCUACCUGCUUGCAACCCACACCACCACACCAUCAAAGACCAACAAAGAAAAAAAAAACCACACCUAACCUUGACCGUUCCUGGCUUGAGAACGACUUCAGCUAAGCGCCUGCACAGAGUCAGACUGACCGAAAGGCAAAACACGUAAAACAAGAAUCGCAGAAAAGAAGCAAAAAGAAGAAAAAAAUAUUCCCCGCUCACACAGAUCCAGGCGGCAAAUCGUAGCGCUCAUUCGUAUUACGCCUUCGAUCCGACUCGCAUUCCAACGCACAAGAAAAUACCACCAACCAAGUACCUACCCAUCGAUCGCACGCACCACCGACCUACCGACGACAUCUGUCACUGACCAGAUUCGAUCUGCGAUUUCCGACAAUACCCUCCCUGCAAGGCCAACCAUCAAUUCGGGUGUCUUGCUGUUGAGAGUUUUGCUUUUCGGGUACCACAUUCUUAUAUUUCCAGACCACGCUGAACCAUGGCCGCCCCUGGGGUUCAGUCUUUGAAGUGUGUCGUCACUGGCGACGGUGCUGUCGGAAAGACAUGCCUUCUCAUCUCCUACACCACAAACGCCUUCCCCGGCGAGUACAUCCCCACAGUAUUCGACAACUACUCGGCUAGUGUUAUGGUCGAUGGAAAGCCCAUCAGCUUGGGACUUUGGGAUACCGCUGGACAGGAGGACUACGACAGACUGAGGCCGCUAUCAUACCCGCAGACAGAUGUCUUCCUAAUUUGCUUCUCGAUCGUUAGCCCGCCGUCAUUCGACAACGUCAAGGCGAAGUGGUACCCAGAGAUCGACCAUCACGCGCCCAACGUGCCCAUCAUCCUCGUCGGAACCAAGCUCGAUCUUCGUGAAGACCCCUCCACCCUCGAGAGUCUUCGCUCCAAGAGGAUGGAGCCUGUUUCGUACGACCAGGCACUUAUCUGCGCAAAGGAGAUUAGGGCGCACAAGUACCUUGAGUGCUCUGCAUUGACGCAAAGGAACCUGAAGAGUGUGUUCGAUGAGGCCAUUAGGGCUGUCCUCAACCCCCGACCCCAGCCGGCGAAGGUUAAGAAGUCAAAGUGCACCAUUCUGUGAGCAGCCAUGGCUUCACAGAUAGAAGUGCGAAUAAAUGAGCUUUGUCAGUAUACGAUGGCAACGAGCGAAAUGGAUCACGUAAUGCAAGGAAUCGCAAAACUCGCCGCCACAAACGGCCGCACUGCUCGCAGCGUGCUCAGCAACGCAGAAGAGCUUGAGUAAUGCUGGAGCAUGUGGCACCGAAUUGACUGCAUGGCGAGGUGAACGCAAAUAUGUUUGGGGCGUUUUGAGGGCGUUUUGAUGUUCGACCAAGGAAUAUCAUCUACCAAAUUUUUGUCUAACAUUUUUUUGUUCCCAUAUACGAGUGUUAUUCUCCGGCCAACCUAACGUCUAUUGUUCAUCCUGUCUCUGAACACUCGCAUGAGCUGAUUUUUCUUGUUAAUUUUUUUUUCCUUCCUGCGUCUACCGCAACACAGGGUAACGGUGUUUGUUGCUUUGUCAACCUUUUUCGUCUUUUUUGAUUUGCUGUUAUUUUCUUGCUGCGAAUGUUCGAUAUCUCAGUCUUAUCUUUUACCCAUCAUUUUUACAUGGCGAUUCCCAACUAUGUUCUUAACCCCCUCUCACCGGAGGUAGCAAUAACCGCAUUCAAAACAGAAAGUCCUGUCGUGACUGCAAGUAGGAGACCAAACCGCCCAUAAACUGACUGCUGACUAGAC
Pyricularia oryzae 70-15 is the source of this 2202-nucleotide messenger RNA. RefSeq names its product Ras-like protein ced-10. Bases 947 to 1546 code for a protein of 199 amino acids. Gene Ontology annotation, biological process: establishment or maintenance of cell polarity; cortical cytoskeleton organization; regulation of actin cytoskeleton organization. Gene Ontology annotation, molecular function: protein kinase binding; GTPase activity; GTP binding. Lineage: Eukaryota; Fungi; Ascomycota; Sordariomycetes; Magnaporthales; Pyriculariaceae. Gene Ontology annotation, cellular component: cell projection; cytoskeleton; cytoplasmic vesicle. The transcript has 6 exons. The record is from RefSeq and is a predicted model, not a curated record.